GGUUUCUUCAGGGUGGAGCAAGGAGCAGCCAACACGAAUCAACCUUCUAGUAGUUGAAAGAAGCACAUGAAGAGUAUAUAACAUGUGCAGACCCAGUUAGUGGAUAUUAAAACUUUCUCAACAUUGAGCAAGAAAUACUUUCAAAAUGAGACCUAGGACAGAAAACUUCAAGAUUAUGUACUUUGCAAAGCACUGGAUGGAACCAUAUGUACAGAUUGUUACUGAAAAUGACGGGAAGUGUUGUCAUAGCGUGUGCAGCUUAGAAGAUGAAGAGGAACCUGUAGAACGGGAGGACCUUCUCCCUGUUUUGGUGGAACCCAGUCAGCUCCUGGAUGACCACCACAUAGAAAGUUUGGCCAAUCACAUGCCGGCGCGGACUCAGGGAUAUCCAUGGCGAUUGGUUUACAGCAUGGCAGUUCAUGGCUCAAGCUUAAAGACUCUCUAUAGAAAAAUGGCUGAAGUAGAUAGCCCUGUGUUGUUGGUCAUCAAAGACUUGGAACAUAAGGUAUUCGGAGCCUUUUCCUCAGAUCCCUUUAGAGUGAGUAACUAUUGCUACGGAACAGGGGAGACUUUUCUCUACAGCUUCAGCCCUGAGUUUCAGGCCUAUAGGUGGAGUGGGGAGAACUGUUACUUUGUGAGAGGUCACUUGGAUUCAUUACAGAUUGGUGGAGGAGGGGGACGUUUUGGCCUGUGGCUAGACAGUGACCUGUACCAAGGUUCAAGUUUUACCUGCUCCACCUUCCAAAAUCAGCAGCUGUCCAGUGAGCAGGAUUUUAAGGUUCUGGCCCUGGAGGUCUGGACUGUCUGGUGAACUCUGACUCAAAGAGCGAGAGAAUGAGAACAAGAGAUGGAGAAGGGAGAAAGACUGAGAGAAAGAAGGGUACCGUAUUUCUUAGAAUAAACGCCGCCCUUGAAUAAACGCCGCCCUUGAAUAAACGCUGCACCAAAAAUGAACGUUAUUUAAUAAACGCUGUAGCGUUUUUAUUCUAAGAAAUAGGGUAUUGACCUGUGUCUGAGUUUGCCUUUACCCCAUUGUAGAGUGCAUUACAAUAAGCCUGUCAUUGGUUUUACCCUUAGUCUCAGGGCUGUUGUGACUGGUUGUAAAUCUGCUGUGAUAGAGUUGGAUAAAAGUGUAUGUGUGGACAGAGAAGCCGGUGCUCCUCCUCUGCAGAAGCAGGAGAUGGAUUUAUUGUUAAGCUACGAACCUUAUUCUUCAACUUGACACCUAAGCUUUAAACAUUCAGUCAGUUAUUGGCUGUGAGUAGAGCAUCACUGAACAAAUGUCCUUUUAAGAUAAAGGUCCUAAAUACAUUUAACAUUAUUGUAAUGACAAUUUUACUGAAAUACUACUGCAAGUCUGUGAAGUUUUAUCUUACAGAUAGUAUAGAUUCCAUGAUGAGAAAUGUUUUCCAAAUUGUUGGAGGCUGAGUACCCUAUAAAGAUUUAAACUUCAGAAAAGCAUCUCAUUAAAAAGUGAACAGGAUGUAAUUUGCUUCAGUUGCUUUCUUUUGUGUCUUUCUUAACUGUGCCAAGAGAUAUCAUUUUUAAAACGUUUUUCAAAAAAUAUGUUAAUGUGCAUGUUUUUUCUAUUUAAAAUGCAGUCCAAAGGAUGCACAGUUUUGUUGUCUGUAUCCUAUUGGUCUGGUCGAACAUGUGUUUUUGUUCAUAUUCAGUAUGUCUGUUGCUGUGACUGAUGGCAUCGCUUUGUGCUUGUUUGUCAAAAUGGUUUGAACGUCAUAGAAAACACUAAAGCAUCUCUGGAAUUAAAUGCUAGUGUGAUACUGAAUUAUUUCAAAUCAUACAGUGUCAUGAUGCUUUGUC
This is a messenger RNA of Hypomesus transpacificus, 1821 nucleotides long. RefSeq names its product nuclear receptor coactivator 7-like. Bases 146 to 811 code for a protein of 221 amino acids. Gene Ontology annotation, biological process: response to oxidative stress; regulation of transcription by RNA polymerase II. Lineage: Eukaryota; Metazoa; Chordata; Actinopteri; Osmeriformes; Osmeridae. The record is from RefSeq and is a predicted model, not a curated record. Gene Ontology annotation, cellular component: nucleus. The transcript is spliced from 6 exons.